AUGUUGCCAUUUAAAUUCACCAUUGUACAUGUAGCCGGCAAGAAGAAUUUGGGACCUGAUGCUGCCUCCAGACACCCCGUUGGAAAAGGUGACCUGAUGCCACUGCCAGGUGAACCAGAGGAACUCAAAGAUUUCUACAGCCGAAGCGAGCUCCGUCGCACAACCCUGUUAAGUCUCAGUCAACACACAGUUGAUGACGACAUGGCCAACGAUACAUCUCUCAGUUCUGCUGCAGCCGCAACCAUCAACUCAGUGUCGCCAGUUAUCACAUGGGACAUGGUACGAGAAGAGACUGCCUCUGAUAGAGUAUCCAGAAUGCUUAUUGAGCAUAUACAAGACGGAUUCCCAGAGGACUGUAGAAGCGUGCCAGCAGAGGUCCGCCCAUUCCAGAAAUUUGCCAAUAGCUUAAGCAUAGUUGAUGGUGUUAUACUGAUGGGACACAGAAUCGUCAUUCCUGCAGCACUGCGUGAGCCAAUAUUGGAAGCCCUCCACUCCGCUCACCAAGGAGUCAGCGCUAUGCGUGCCAGAGCUGUUGAUUCUGUCUAUUGGCCUAAUAUAUCAAUUGACAUAUCGCGAAUCCGAGACAGUUGUGGGCAUUGUCAUCGAAUGGCAAAGUCCAACGCUAUGCAACCCCCUGCAGACAUAACUCCACCUGAUUACCCAUUCCAAAAGAUUUGCAGUGACUAUUUCACAUAUCGUGGUAAAGAUUAUGUGGUCAUUGUCGACAGGUACUCUAACUGGCCGAUGGUAUUCCGAUCCGAGUCCGGCGCCCAUGGCUUAGUCAAGCGACUAAGGGAGUCAUUUGUAACAUUUGGCAUACCAGAGGAAAUGACGUCUGAUGGAGGUCCUCAGUUCACUUCCGGGAUAACACAAGAGUUUCUCAAGUCAUGGGGAGUACGACAUAGGAUCACGUCAGUCGCAAACCCCCAUGCAAAUUGCAGGGCAGAGUUGGGAGUCAAAACAGUCAAGCGAAUGUUGGCAGACAAUGUUGGCCCAUCGGGCUCUUUGGACGUUGACAAGUUUUCAGCGCGCCAUGCUGUUAUAUAG
Molecule: messenger RNA, 1047 nt
Organism: Styela clava
Lineage: Eukaryota; Metazoa; Chordata; Ascidiacea; Stolidobranchia; Styelidae
Source: RefSeq, a predicted model, not a curated record